Molecule: messenger RNA, 3029 nt
Organism: Haliotis rubra (blacklip abalone)
Lineage: Eukaryota; Metazoa; Mollusca; Gastropoda; Lepetellida; Haliotidae
Product: elongation of very long chain fatty acids protein 7-like
Biological process (GO): very long-chain fatty acid biosynthetic process; sphingolipid biosynthetic process; fatty acid elongation, saturated fatty acid
Cellular component (GO): endoplasmic reticulum membrane
Molecular function (GO): fatty acid elongase activity
Source: RefSeq, a predicted model, not a curated record
CUGCACGCGCAUGCGCAGUAUCAAGCCGGUCGUGAGGGGGAGAAUAUCUGCCCAGCCCAUUGAGAUAACCUGAGGUGCAAAUUCCUGUCGCUGAGACUUUUUGUAAAUUUUGAUCAGGAUUUGGCUUGACCAUUGCUGAGGGUUGCUGGUGCCAAUUUCAACAUGGCCAGUUUGAUAGCUGAAGCUGUCAAGUCCUAUGACAACAUGAUGUUGAAAGCAGAUCCGCGUGUUGCAGACUGGUUCAUGAUGUCCACUCCAUGGCCCAGUUUCUUCAUCUGCAUCAUGUAUUUCGUCGUCAUCAAGAUGGGGCCAAACCUGAUGGGCGACAGGAAACCAUUUGAGUUGAAGAGAGUCAUGCUGGUCUACAACUUCUGCAUGAUAAUUCUCUCAGCAUAUUGUUUCAUCGAGUUUGCGGCAUCAGGUUGGCUGGCGGGCUACAGCCUAGGUUGUCAGCCUGUCGACUACUCUAACUCCCCUCAAGCCGUCAGGAUGGCAAAAGUAUGCUGGAUGUUUUACAUCUCCAAGUUUAUUGAACUUCUUGACACUAUAUUCUUCAUCCUGAGGAAGAAGUACAAGCAGGCAUCCUUCCUCCAUGUGUUCCAUCAUGGCAUCAUGCCAAUCUCGUGGUGGUUCGGAGUCAAGUUUGUACCAGGAGGAUUUGGGACGUUCCACUCACUACUGAAUUCCUUCAUUCAUUUUAUGAUGUACACAUACUACUUCCUGGCGGCCCUAGGGCCUGCAUUCCAGAAGUACCUGUGGUGGAAGAAGUAUAUGACUACCAUGCAACUAACACAGUUUUUCGCCGUCACCAUCCACUCAACCCAGCUGUUAUUCAGAGAAUGUGACUACCCCAUCCUAUUUAUAUACUGGAUCGGAGCUUACGCUGUCAUCUUCUUCAUCCUCUUCGCUGAUUUCUACAGGAAGGCUUACAUUAAACCCAAGCCUAAAUCAGAAAAGGUGGAAAAUGGCUCCGCUGUGAGAAAUGGACUGAAGAAAGAAAGAUGAUCAAGGCACAUUUACAACGAAUAGUCUAAAGAUGUUAAGUCAAGAUGCGCCAUCCAGUUAUGUCUGUUUCAUCAUGUCUGUCAUGUGUUUACCGGUACAUUUGUUAUUGUAUUUCUCCACUGGUGUGAGUAUAGAUCAAAUCUGAAUUUGUGUCAUUACCUUAUAAUAUGGUAUCUUUCGUUAAUUUAUAGAUGGGCUCAUUGACACAGAAAGUGCAGGGACUACAAAAGUGUUUAUAGUUGGUACAGCACUCCGUAGAUCGGUUGUAGUAAAUCAGUUCCACAGGGCUGUUGCUGAGUGCUUAGAUUACACGAAACCGUUACUCAGUUUCAGUUCAAGGGCUAAUUACUCAGUGUUGACCAACCUUCUCAAAUGCCAACAGUUCAUGAGUAAAGUCUAGAUUCACCAUCAUGCCAAAAUGUUACUUAUCACCUGAAAUUGUCAGCUUGGGCAUGGUAUGAUGUUUGCAUUUAUUUGCAUGUUAUUGACGAUGAAGUUUCACACAGUUUUUCCCAGUGCAUGUCAUAGUCCAUAUGAAAGUGAAACAAAAUGGCAGAGCCGACCACGCGCUCACACCCCCAACUCGCACCUUUGGUGCUCAGGCCUGGCUUUCAGCCAGUCAUGACUCCUUUUUCCUGAGAUUCAGGGUUGGCAUCUCUGCCUGUAUUCUACAUACCUGAGUAAACAGGGGUUUGUAACGGGGUAAAUGGCAUCAAGAUAUAUAUUGCCACUGACAGGUCUUAGAAUUAUGAAUAAAGUCCUUUAAUAAGCGCUAAGAUGCUGUCAUCAAGGUAUGUAUUGCCACUGACAGGUCUUAGAAUUAUGAAUAUAGUCCUUUAAUAAGCGCUAAGAUGCUGGCAUCAAGGUAUAUAUUGCCACUGACAGGUCUUAAAAUUAAAAACAAACAUCCUUUAAUAUAGCGCGCUAAGACCCUGUCAGUGACAAUACAUACCUUGAUGCCAAGUUACUUCAUUACAAGGCCCUGUUCCUUACUAUACUAGUAUAUACUCUCUUGGUGUACAACGUAUGCAGGUUUAAACCUGUCUUUUCAUGCUAAUUAGUACAAAUCAUUGAUAAAAAUUAAUUCAAACAGUAGUAUACACAAUGGUGCUAUGGGACCAGGUCCCCAAGGACUCAAUUUAAAAAUUGAGCCCUUGGGGGGACCUGGUCCCGUACCACCAUUGUGUAUCCUACUCAAACUCCACAGAAUCUUAUUAGAAGACAGGUACAGUUGACAGCUGAUAUUUUAAUAUGAACAUAAAACAUGGUGAUUUCAAUUAUGUUUUGUCCAUGUGUUUUUCACUAAUUUAGAGAUCCGUUUACAUGAAUGGUAUACCUUCAGAGUCUUGCUGAGAUCUUUUCACUUCAUACAAUUGACCUUUGUAAAAUGGUUUGUACAUGUUUUAGCCUCUUGUAGAAAUUAAUACUAAUGCAAUAAGUACCUGUUUGGGCCUCUUCAUAAUGAAUAUUUUGAAUUAUCUUUAUAUCUCAAAUGUACCCAAAGCCCAGAAUGGUGGCUACAGGUUUGACAUAAUCUUACAGUAUGAAGCAUAUACAGCUGAUAUAGACACCAAACAUUGUGAAUAUUGUGUGUGGUAUUUUGUAUUUCUUUCCGUUAUACCGGUGAACAUGCUUGAUAUAUUUAUUUAUACAUCAUGAAAUGUUUAUUGUUAUAUUGUCAUCAGUGUCGAGUCAUUUGCCAUUAUUCUGUGUCUGAUGAUAUUUACAUUUGAACAAUUACCUUUUGUCACCUGAUUAAAGCUGUGUUGAUUUGUCACAUUGGGUACUGACAGUUCAGCCUUAGAAGGGUGGUAGGGUAGCCUGGUGGCUAAAGUGUUCACUCAUCACGCCAAAGACCCAGGUUUGAUUUCCAACAUGGGCACAAUGUGUAAAGCACAUUCCUGGUGCUUGAAUAUUGCAAAGUCAAUGACACAUGUUUGAUUGUGGGUAUAACCAAAGUUGUAAACAGCAAAAGUCAGCACCUCUUCAGGUCAAAAACUGUUCAAACCUCAACUCACUCAAAA